Molecule: messenger RNA, 1062 nt
Organism: Saccharomycopsis crataegensis
Lineage: Eukaryota; Fungi; Ascomycota; Saccharomycetes; Ascoideales; Saccharomycopsidaceae
Gene: HRT3
Product: SCF ubiquitin ligase complex subunit HRT3
Exons: 1
Coding region: 1-1062 (353 amino acids)
Biological process (GO): SCF-dependent proteasomal ubiquitin-dependent protein catabolic process
Cellular component (GO): SCF ubiquitin ligase complex; cytoplasm
Molecular function (GO): protein binding
Source: RefSeq, a predicted model, not a curated record
AUGGCUACACAACUUGUGACUUCUGGUGAUAAUAUUGAUGUAGCAUUAGAGCUUUUUGAAAAAGGAAUUGCCAAAGAAUCCAUCGGGAAGUUUAGCGAUGCCAUAUUAUUGUACCGAGAGGCAUUCAAACUUAAUGAGAAAGUAGAUAAGGUGUACAGAAAUAGGCUACUGAUGCAAAAGGAUCACGAUCAUUCCAAUGAUCUGCCUUUGAUGAGGAACCCUGAGUUGUUAGGACAAAAGCUCAACAGGCUCCUGUUGACGGAUGAUGGUGAAACAUCAGUGUCACAAGUACGACAUGAUGAUGGGGAGCCUACAAAUGACCAAGAAGGGGCCGAGGUUGAAGGAUGUCCACUAUUAGAACUAUUAACAGAUGAUGUUUUGAUCCAUAUAUUGAAAUAUUUGGCAAUGGCUAGGGCACCAGACUGGGUUAGUCUUGCACGGUCUAAUAAACGAUUGGCACAUCUUGGAUUUGAUACUUCCUCCUUAUGGCGAGACCUAUCCUUGGAUAUUUAUUCAACUGUAUACCCAUCAAUAUCAAAGAAAGAGAUCGAGUUCCAAUCACACAAUAUUUACAAAGGUUGGAAGGACAUGUAUUUUAAGAAGCCAUUUCUUAAAUUUGGCGGUGUUUAUAUUAGUAUCUGCACAUAUUUGAGGGAAGGAAGCUCUGCCCACUCAUUGUCAUGGACGAAUCCAAUCCAUAUCAUUACAUAUUAUCGUUAUUUGCGCUUUUUUAAGUCAGGCACAUGUUUGAGGUUGCUUACUAUUGCUGAACCUCACGAGGUUGUGCCGAAAUUCACCAAGGAUUGGAAAGAAAAUGGUUUGAAGGAUGUUUUCAAUGGAUUCUGGACCCUUGAAGAAGAUGGGAAACUUACAAUAGAAGGUGAAGGUGUAGUUAAAGACUGCCAAUUCACUCAGGAGUUACGUGUCAGUGGUAGAAGGCAUAAUCAAUUGAAGUGGAUUAGCUCUUAUUGUAUCAAUGCAGAAAAUGUCCAAACAUUUUUCUCUCUUAGCAAAGAAAAAUGGUUUGCUUUUUCUCGAGUGAAGAGUUGGCCGAUUGAGUAG